This is a messenger RNA of Coregonus sp. 'balchen', 3000 nucleotides long. Lineage: Eukaryota; Metazoa; Chordata; Actinopteri; Salmoniformes; Salmonidae. The record is from the annotation of a GenBank genome assembly.
AUUCAGCACUCAUCCAUCCACCCUGCCACAAGGUGGAUCUGUCCUCAUUCCAGUCAAUAUGUUUUAUACCUAUUCGCUCAAAUUGAAUAUUACUGUGUGUUUUGACCCUGGGUAGUAGCUGAUUGUACAUCUGAAAACACAAACACGCAGACUGCUCACUUUUCCUGCCCUAUGGUCAAGCUUGAGUCAAUCAUUACACAGAAGGUACACAUUCAACUUGAGUUGAGCUCUGUCCAGAUUUUGCCACACUGCCUUAGCGCUGAUCCUGACUCUGCAAGUACACAGCUCUCACACGGAGCACGGAGGAAAUCCAGAGGUUCCCCAUACCCUGUGUACAGGUAGGCAACCUCUGUAGGAUUCAGUCAUAAUGACUUGUCAACUAAAUGCAGAAAGACUAUGGGUUUAUCCGAUGUGUUGUGUGGGCAUCUCAAGGCAAGUGACAGAAGGUCAACUAGUAGGCCCCUUUCUAUCUGGAUUAUCUUGGGUGUGUCCCUUUUGGUAAAUAACCAGUAAAAUCAGAACAGCAGAAACGUCAAAGGGGGUGGUCGUAAUUGACAGGACAUCCUGUGAUCCAUAAACAUGGCCUUUCUCCUUGCCCCAGGUGCUCCCUGUAAGGACAGCCUGAUGGCUCGUGUUGUGUCCCUGUUCCGGCCUUUAUCUUUACUGGCCCCUGUGGGGGUGAGGCGAGCCACAGUUUGCAGAAUGUCACUGGACAUGCGAGCACGGGAGGUGUUUUCUACAGCUAUCGAAGCUGUGCAACCAGACAUUGUGGUGCGGCAGGGUCUGGAGCGUACAGGAGACGCCCUCCUAGUGAAUGGACACAGCUUCACGCUAAAAAACAACCUUCACCUGGUAGGCUUUGGCAAAGCUGUGCUGGGCAUGGCUGCCGAGGCAGAGAGGAUUGUGGGGGACCACUUGGUGAGAGGAGUGAUCAGUGUGCCACACGGCAUUCAGGAGACACUACGGCAGCAUGGAAAAGAGUAAGCAACUAGAACCAAAUUGUUUGUGGGUGGGAUCGGGUUGGUUGGUGGGUUGGUAAAUUAAUUGCUCAAUUUCUCCUCAGCCAGAUGUUGUUGAAGGAUGGAAGUCACAUCACAGUAAUGGAGGGCGCUAAACACAACCUGCCAGAUGCUGAUGCCCAGAGGGCAGCUGACUGUAUCAAGGAGCUGGCCAGCACACUGACAGAGAAUGACCUGUUGCUUGUACUCAUCUCAGGUAAACUGAUACCUAACUACUAAAUCAUGUAAUUAUGUCAAUCAAACUAGGUUGUCCGUAAAUAUUUACAUACUUAUUCGGUGUGUGUAUAGGAGGAGGAUCUGCACUCUUGCCUGCACCAGUCCCACCAAUCUCUCUUCAGGAGAAACAGGAUGUUACACGCAGACUGGCUGGUGCUGGUGCCACCAUUCAGGAGCUUAACUCUGUACGCCGUGCCCUGUCGUUAUUGAAAGGAGGAGGACUUGCACACUGUGCUCACCCUGCUCAGGUAAGAACACAACUGUACUAGCUCAUUAUAGAGUUUUCACCCAAAGACCUGAACUUCUUGCACAUUAGCUUUACAUUCUGGUCGUAUUUGGUAAAAUAAAAUGUUCCUGUUUACAUUUUCUAACAGGUGGUGGCCCUGGUUCUGUCUGAUGUAAUCGGAGAUCCCCUGGACUUGAUAGCCAGUGGCCCCACAGUGUGGACUGAGGUGUGGCCUGAGGAGAUUUGGUCGGUCCUAGAACGUUACGGGCUGUCCUCCUCUCUCCCUGUCUCAGUGAAAGAGGUCCUUGGACGCUCAGCUCCACGAUGGGAGGAGGCUGGAGAGCAGUCAGACAGGGCGGCACAUGUUCUCAAUGCUGUGAUUGGCUCCAAUAGCAUUGCUCUGGAAUGUGCAGGGAGACGUGCACGGGAGCUCGGAUUCCGUCCAGUUGUGCUGUCGCCAGGGGUGUGUGGAGACGUACAGUCUGUCGCCCGCCUUUAUGGUCUACUUGCUCGCUUUGCCUGCUCCCGUGAUGAGCCCCCUCCUGAGUUGCCUGCUGAGAUUCUGAAGCUGGGGCCAGAGACAGGCGUGGAAAGCUGGGACUUGUGCCGUGCAAUGCAAGUGCUUGGUGAGGGACGUGGGGAGGGCUGGGGAGCCACCUGUCUGCUGGCUGGGGGAGAGCCCACUGUGCAGUUGACAGGCAAGGGGCGUGGUGGGCGGAACCAGGAGCUGGCCCUGCGAGUAGGGCUUGAGCUGGGAGGCAUGGAGCUCCCUCCGAAGGGUCCCCUGUUCCUGAGUGGUGGGACCGAUGGUCAGGACGGGCCAACUGUGGCAGCAGGGGCAGUAACAGACGCAGGGCUUGGAGAAGAAGCACGAGCACAGGGGCUGGACACUGAUGUCUUCCUCGUCAACAAUGAUUCCUUCACCUUCUUUUCACGCCUGUCUGAUGGGCAGCGGCUGCUCCUACCAGGGUUAACGGGGACCAAUGUGAUGGAUGUGCACAUCCUGCUCAUCCCACCAAUCCCCAUAGUCGUAUCUGGUCGUUGAUGAAGACGAGGGCAUGAAAGCCGUUAAUUACACAUUUCAGUAUGAAUCCAUACAGAGUAGCCCAUGAGUAUAUUCAUAGAGCUGCUUUUCAAAGCUGACCAUGCCCAUGAUACCUUUUCCAUCAAGCCCUUCUGGAAAUCCAUGUUUAAUUUAAAAAGCAGCAGUCAGUUAUGGCUAUAAUAAAUAAUACAGUAAAUUGUUUACUUUUGUGUUAUUUGUGAAGAGAUUGUUUCUGUACAGAGCAGUUAGAGUCCAGCGGAUAAGAACCAUAUAUACCCAAGAUCGUUCCACUUUAUGAUACAAGUAUCAAACAUAGUACACUAAUACUAGAUACCUUAAGGAACAUUUUUGAAGAUUGGAUGCAGUCUGGGAAGCAUGUAAGUCAACCAUUCGGAUUUCCUGUUAGAAGAAAAUAGGGUAAAAUCAUUCCAAACAAUAUCAAAAUGACUUUGUAACGUUAUCUACCCACUAAAUAAACCCCACAGAUAAUAUAG